Messenger RNA from Colias croceus (clouded yellow), 3347 nucleotides. RefSeq lists its product as uncharacterized. The transcript is spliced from 22 exons. Gene Ontology annotation, molecular function: oxidoreductase activity, acting on paired donors, with incorporation or reduction of molecular oxygen; heme binding; monooxygenase activity. The record is from RefSeq and is a predicted model, not a curated record. NCBI's taxonomy places the organism in Eukaryota, Metazoa, Arthropoda, Insecta, Lepidoptera, Pieridae.
UUCAUCGCUAACGUGUCUCGUUGGUUCUAUUUGUGUAAACAAACAUAACGUACUCAUAGGCAAUCAUGAUUUUUCUAAUAUGGACGGGUGUGAUAUUGGCCACAAUUUACAUAUAUCUUCGGCAAAUUUAUUCAAGAUUCACAGCAAAUGGAGUUCGCCAAAUCGACCCGAUUCCCCUUGUUGGGAACAUAUGGCCAGCUAUAGCGAGGAAACACCAUAUUGUUUAUGAAUUGGAGAAAUAUUACAAUACAUUCCCUAAUGAAAGAUUCGUUGGUAAAUUUGAGUUUAUGAAUCCAGUAGUACUAGUGAAAGACAUUGAAUUGAUAAAGAAGAUAAUUAUAAAAGACUUUGACUAUUUCCUCGACCACCGCGGAUUCACGGAUGAGGAGGUAGAACCUAUAUUUGCGAGGAACCUCUUCUCUUUGAGAGGCGAAGAAUGGAAAGAUAUGCGGUCCACAAUGAGUCCAGCGUUCACCAGCUCGAAGAUAAAAGCGAUGGUUCCCUUCAUGGAGGAAGUCGGGAACCAGAUGAUACGCGCUUUGAAGAAGAAGAUUGAAGCUGCUGGAGGUGGUGCAAUAGAAAUGGACUGUAAGGACAUCACCACACGUUACGCCAAUGACGUCAUUGCGUCCUGUGCUUUCGGUCUUAAAGUGGAUUCCUAUGAGGGAAACAAUGAGUUCUAUGAGAUGGGGAAAACAGCGUCCCAAUUCAAGAUAAGUCAGAAGAUGAUGCUCUUAGCGUACCACGCUUUCCCUGGCCUUGUUAAGAGGCUGAAAAUGACGGUGUUUUCAAAAGCAACUACACGUUUCUUCACACAACUGGUGAUGGACACCAUGCGCAAUAGAGAGGCUAAUAAAAUAAUCCGACCUGACAUGAUACAUCUCCUCAUGGAAGCCAAGAAAGGUCAACUGAAUCAUGAAGAAAAGUCUAAAGACGCUAUCAUUGACGCAGGCUUUGCUUCUGUGGAGGAAUCCUCUGUUGGAAAGAGAAUAAUAAAAAGAGAGUGGACAGACAAUGACCUGAUUGCGCAAGCAGUGCUCUUCUUCAUAGCUGGCUUCGAAACCAUAUCUAUUGCUGCGUCAUUUACUUUGCACGAACUCGCUUUACACCCGGAGAUCCAGGAUAGACUGGCGAAGGAAAUAAGAGAAGACGCACUGAAAAAUAAUGGCAAAAUAGAAUACAACACCAUACAGUCCUUACCGUACUUGGAUAUGGUGGUUUCAGAGGUGCUCAGACUGUGGCCUGCUGCUUUACAGUUGGACAGAGUUUGCGCAAAAGAUUACAACAUGGGAAAGCCUAAUAGCGAAUCAACCAAAGAUUUCAUUAUCCACAAAGGGGAGUUAGUGAUAAUGCCAAUGUGGUGCAUUCAUCGUGAUCCCAAAUUCUUCCCUAAUCCUGAGAAAUUCGACCCCGAACGCUUCUCAGAGGAAAAUAAAGAUAAAAUUAAUCCAAUGACGUAUAUGCCGUUUGGUGGUGGACCCAGGAAUUGUAUUGGUUCAAGAUUUGCGCUGCUGGAAGUAAAAAUGCUAAUUUAUCAAAUUAUUCUACACAUGGAGGUAUCACCCUGCAGUAAGACGUGUAUACCAAGCAAGCUGUCAAUGGCAAGCUUUAACAUUAGUCUUGAUGGGGGACAUUGGCUGAAUUUCAAAAUAAGGCAGUCACAGAAGAUCAUGAUUUUUCUAAUAUGGACGUGUGUGAUCCUGGCUAUAAUUUACAUAAAUCUUCGGCAAAUUUACUCAAGAUUCACAGCAAAUGGAGUUCGGCAAAUCGACCCGAUUCCCCUUGUUGGGAACAUGUGGCCAGUUGUUGCGAGGAAAUACCAUUUUGUUUAUGAUUUGGAGAAAUUUUACAAUACAUUCCCUAAUGAAAGAUUCGUUGGUAAAUUUGAGUUUAUGAUUCCAGUAGUACUAGUGAAAGACAUGGAAUUGAUAAAGAAGAUAAUUAUAAAAGACUUUGACUAUUUCCUCGACCACCGCGGAUUCACGGAUGAGGAGGUAGAACCUAUAUUUGGGAGGAACCUUUUCUCUUUGAAAGGAGAAGAAUGGAAAGACAUGCGGACCACAUUGAGUCCAGCGUUCACCAGCUCGAAGAUAAAACUGAUGGUUCCCUUCAUGGAGGAAGUCGGCAACCAGAUGAUACGCGCUUUGAAGAAGAGGAUUGAAGCUGCUGGAGGUGGGGCAAUAGAAGUCGACUGUAAGGACAUCACCGCUCGUUUCACCAAUGACGUCAUCGCGUCGUGCGCUUUUGGUCUCAAAGUGGAUUCCUAUGAAGGAAACAAUGAGUUCUAUGAGAUGGGGAAAACAGCAUCCCAAUUCAAGAUACGUCAGAUAAUGAUGUACUUGGCGCACACUGCUUUCCCUGGCCUUGUAAAGAGGUUGAAAAUGACGAUGUUUUCAAAAGCAACUACUCGUUUCUUCACACAAUUGGUGAUGGACACCAUGCGCAAUAGAGAGGCUAAUAAAAUAAUCCGACCUGACAUGAUACAUCUACUAAUGGAAGCUAAGAAAGGUCGACUGAAUCACGAGGAAAAGACAAAAGAUGCUGUCAGUGACGCAGGCUUCGCUACUGUGGAGGAAUCAUCUGUUGGAAAGAGAACAAUACAAAGAGAAUGGACAGACAAUGACCUGAUCGCACAAGCAGUGCUCUUCUUCAUAGCUGGCUUUGAAUCAAUAUCUAUUGCUACAUCAUUUGCUCUGCAUGAACUCGCUUUACAUCCAGAGAUUCAGGAGAGACUGGCGAAGGAAAUUAAAGAAGACGCAGCGAAAAAUAAUGGCAGAAUAGAAUACAAUUCCAUACAGUCCUUACCGUAUUUGGAUAUGGUGGUUUCAGAAGUGCUCAGACUGUGGCCCGCUGGUUUCCAGUUGGACAGAGUUUGUGCAAAAAUCUACAACAUGGGAAAGCCGAAUAGCGAAUCCACCAAAGAUUUCAUUAUCCGCAAAGGGGAGUUUGUGUUAAUACCAAUAUGGUGCAUCCAUCGCGACCCCGAAUUCUUCCCUAAUCCUGAGAAAUUCGACCCUGAACGCUUCUCAGAGGAAAAUAAAGAUAAAAUUAAACCAAUGACGUAUAUGCCGUUUGGUGGUGGACCCAGGAAUUGUAUUGGUUCAAGAUUUGCGCUGCUGGAAGUAAAAAUGCUAAUUUAUCAAAUUAUUCUACACAUGGCUGUAUCACCUUGCAGUAAGACGUGUAUACCAAGCAAGCUGUCAUCAGCAAACUUUAACCUUGAUCUUGCUGGAGGACAUUGGCUGAAUUUAAAAAUAAGGCAGUGAACGGAAAAAGUUUUAAAUGUUUCAAUCAAUUUUCCAUGGAGCAGAAAUUACUCUUUAUCUAGGGAUAUAUAUUUUAAGUAG